AUGUCGCUUUUUUCACAGAGUACAGGUAUUCUGACUGAACACCUUGGAUAUGUGCCGAUAGCGCUCAUUGAUGAACUCAUCAACGCGGUCAACGAUAUUUUGUACAAAUGCACACUUGCAAUAGAGGAGUUUCUUCAGAAACGAUAUGGACCAAGGAGCAAUUCUAGUAAAAAGGUUUCUGAUCAAGAUAUACAACUAGGUACCGCCAAACUAGAGACUCUGCUUGAAUCCAUUGUUGAUCGCUGUUUUGAUAACUUUGAGCUUUACACAUUACGAAAUAUCCUCACGAUCCCUGAAGAUCUUAUUACUGAAGGUUGGAUUCGUCUCAAGCAUCAUCGUGGAAUUGAUUUUACCAGUGUUGACUCGGAUUCUUUGUCGGACUUGGAUGAUGAGAUUGAAAGACUUGAAGCACAGCUCUAUUUUGAAACGCAACUAAACGCCGCCCUGAAACAGAAACACCAGCAGACUUUACAGGAGCUAGAUACAUUUCAAAACCUCAAAACGAACUACCCGUUUCUAUCUGCUUCUCCUCCAUCUAGUCAGCAACUUAAGGAUACGAUUCUUUUCCUAUCUUCUCAAUCUAUUGGACUAAUCUCUAAAUUGGAGCAAACCGAGCAAUUGUACAAAAGUCGGCCCCUUCGAAAAUCUCCUGCCAGUAUUCCACGAGAAGUGUACAUUGACCAGUUUUCUCGCCGUGCACUUGAAUCAAGUGGAGUGCAGGUGAUUUCUCACGUUGAGAAAAAAACAGAACAAGAUGUGCUUAAGGCAUUACAAGCUGCUUCAUUCUUCAAAUCCGACUCUUCAAGUCGUGAUUCAUGA
This is a messenger RNA of Sugiyamaella lignohabitans, 819 nucleotides long. RefSeq names its product MIND complex subunit MTW1 (gene MTW1). Gene Ontology annotation, cellular component: chromosome, centromeric region; nucleus. The record is from RefSeq and is a predicted model, not a curated record. The transcript has a single exon. Gene Ontology annotation, biological process: mitotic cell cycle; kinetochore assembly; protein localization to kinetochore. NCBI's taxonomy places the organism in Eukaryota, Fungi, Ascomycota, Dipodascomycetes, Dipodascales, Trichomonascaceae. The coding region runs from base 1 to 819 and encodes 272 amino acids.